AUGUGGGGGAGAAAGGGGGCGCGUGGGGGAUUACGCCGCUAUAAUCAGCUUGAGAUGAUCGGGGACCCCUACUUCCCUCAAAUCCAUCCAUUCUCGCAAUACCCUACGCUUCGAGUCUACUCAUUGUCCAUCAUGUCGAGAACCACCACCGCCACCACAACCAUAACCUCCGCCAACACGCUGGCCGUCUUGGCCGAUUAUGAAGUGCACCAUAGCGGAUCUCAACAGCCUCCUCAACAAGCUGAGCAAACUGAGCCAGUAAAUUCUUCUCAACCGGCCGACUGGCCAACAGAUCACCGUCGCGUGCCAGCAUAUCGUCCUGUGCAACAGAAUCUGAGCUACGUCGAGCGUCCAGCGGGGAACGGUCACCCUGCGGAAUAUGCUUUCAUUCAAAUCAUGCUACACGGUGUCUGGUUAAAUGCGUCCGUCGCGCGACUCUGGCGCUUCACUGGGGGGAAAAUCAAUGAUAAAAUCUUCCAUUACGAUGUGGGCGGGGAGUGGUAG
This is a messenger RNA of Penicillium manginii, 504 nucleotides long. RefSeq lists its product as uncharacterized. The transcript has 3 exons. Bases 1 to 504 code for a protein of 167 amino acids. NCBI's taxonomy places the organism in Eukaryota, Fungi, Ascomycota, Eurotiomycetes, Eurotiales, Aspergillaceae. The record is from RefSeq and is a predicted model, not a curated record.